Molecule: messenger RNA, 837 nt
Organism: Erigeron canadensis
Lineage: Eukaryota; Viridiplantae; Streptophyta; Magnoliopsida; Asterales; Asteraceae
Exons: 2
Coding region: 1-837 (278 amino acids)
Source: RefSeq, a predicted model, not a curated record
AUGAGGGGAUUUUCACUAGUGUCGGGGUUAGAAAUGAAUACAACAAAGAGUAACAUAUUUGAGCUUAAUGUCGAUCCAAAUUCUAUCAUAAGUACUGCUGGUCUCAUUGGAUGUAGAGCAGGACAGUUGCCAUUUGAUUACCUUUGGUUGAAAAUGGGGGCAAACAUGAACCUGUGUAAAAACUGGCUUGAAGUAAUUGAUCCUUUUGAGGGUCGGCUGUCAUCAUGGGAAGCUAAAAGGUUGUCCCUAGCUAGGCGAGUUACUCUUAUUAAAUCCGUUCUCGAUAGUUUGCCAAUCUAUUAUCUAUCAAUUCCUAAGGCCCCAUCAAAAGUCAUUGAAAAUCUAGAAAAGAUUAGGAGAAGAUUCCUAUGGGGUGGGGCUGAAAAUUCAACUAAGAUUAAUUGGGUGUGUUGGACACGAGUGAUAGCUCCAAAGGAAGAAGGGGGUUUGGGACUCGGGUCGCUUAAACAUUUAAGUGAUAGCCUGUUGCUUACGUGGUGGUGGAGGUUUCACAAAGAAACAAAUUUAAUUUGGAGUCAAGCUAUCAAAGCAAUACAUAAGAGCAAGAAUGAAUCUUCACUGGGUCCCAAAGUAAAAAAGGAUAUGGCUGAACUUAAUGUGGAUAUAACACAACUCAUUACAAAUGAAAACGGUGUUUGGACUUGGGAGGUAACAACACGGGCUCCUUCUCAAUGGCAUCAGCACAAUAUGCUAUUAGAAACGCUUCAGCAAGAGCAAAUGAAUUUCACUUUUCAUGGAGCAAAUAGGUCCCCGGUAAGGUACAAGAACACAGAAUCAAUGUUUAUAAGUAUCGUAGAACACUUAAACGAUGAUUGA